Messenger RNA from Ostreobium quekettii, 414 nucleotides. Lineage: Eukaryota; Viridiplantae; Chlorophyta; Ulvophyceae; Bryopsidales; Ostreobiaceae. The record is from the annotation of a GenBank genome assembly.
AUGAAGGUUGAUCCUGCACGUACCCUGCGGAUGGGAGGCUUUGGCUUGCUCUUGUAUGGACCCAUGCAGCAUUAUUGGUACACCCUGCUCGGCCAUCGCUUUCCCCUAAGGACGGCGAGCCAUUUCCUGACAAAGGUUCUUUUAAAUUCUUUUGUCCUGGGACCCUCCGUUGGAUCUGUUGCAUUUGCAUGGACUUUGGGCAUACAGGGCAAACCCCACCUAAUCGCUGGAAAGAUCGAAGCAGACCUUCUGGAGACACUGUUGACAGGCUGGAAAUUUUGGAUACCAGUGUCCAUAUCCAACUUCUGUUGGAUCCCAGUGGACAAGCAAGUGCUGUACAUGAGCGCCUGCUCCCUGGUGUGGUCGGCAUACCUAUCUUAUGCCUGCAACAAGGAAGCACCACAGGCCCGAUGA